Molecule: messenger RNA, 543 nt
Organism: Naumovozyma castellii
Lineage: Eukaryota; Fungi; Ascomycota; Saccharomycetes; Saccharomycetales; Saccharomycetaceae
Gene: ATG12
Product: Atg12p
Exons: 1
Coding region: 1-543 (180 amino acids)
Source: RefSeq, a predicted model, not a curated record
AUGAGCCGAUUACUAGAAAGUGAGGCAAGUUCUGGUAGUUCUGGGACUGACUCUGACAAUUCUAAAGUUUUAGAUUCUCAUACACCCGAUAAUUCUGUGAGUAGAGGUCAAAACAAUGAAAUUCCAUCUUUAGCAUUGCGAAAUCGACUGGAACUUUACAGCAGACGUUUGUCUCAAUUGGGUUUAGAAGAGACUCCACAGAUUCCAUUGGAGACAGAUAAUACCUCAUUAUCACAGGCAGAGAAGGAGAAAAUAAAAAAUGAGGAAGGACCAGAUGUUAACUCGUUCAAAGUGAAAAUAAAAUUCCAGCCUAUUGGCUCUGUACCUCAAAUAAAACCGCCUGUCUGUAAGAUUUCUGCAACACAAUCAUUCUCUUCAAUUAUUAGUUUUCUCAGAAAGCGUCUGAGAAUGGAAAAUGUUUAUUGCUACGUGAAUAGUUCCUUUGCCCCAACUCCCCAACAAAAUGUGGGCGACCUCUGGACACAAUUUAAAGUCAAUGAUGAACUUAUAAUCAGCUAUUGUGGGGCAGUUGCUUUUGGAUAA